This is a messenger RNA of Colletotrichum karsti, 1401 nucleotides long. RefSeq lists its product as uncharacterized. The transcript has a single exon. The record is from RefSeq and is a predicted model, not a curated record. The coding region runs from base 1 to 1401 and encodes 466 amino acids. Lineage: Eukaryota; Fungi; Ascomycota; Sordariomycetes; Glomerellales; Glomerellaceae.
AUGGCUGGAAUCACUGAUCUUCCCCAAGAGCUGGUCGACUCAAUCAUCCCCCUUCCAUACAAGCCCACAGCAGCUAACAUUCGGAUCGCCUCUCUCGCUCCAGACAACAGCGAGGACUUCACGUUCUUCGAGAGACGUCGUGCGCUUCUCAGCCUUGGAAGCACCUGUCGAUCACUCCACCGGAUGUUACGGGACGAUCUUUACGGAGUUGUUUUCAUCACUGGCCAAAACAAGUUCCAGAAGAUGCUCAAGCUACUUCGAGCCAUUGACAAAGACUCAGAACUUCAGGUUUUCGGGAUAACCACACAGCUCUGCAUCUGCCCCAACAACUCUGAUGAUGACGAUACUGAAAAGAGCUACCGGAGCCUCCGACCCAAGGAUAUCGAAUACCUGAAGAGCGCUACGCGCAAGGCUGGUUUCACGACGGUGGAAAAGUUCUGGGAUACAUCGAAACACGAGUACCCUGGUGAAUACCACGGCCCGUUGAAGGGAAAGUUGUUUGGACACGAUCACAGACUGGGGCUGAUAUCCCAGAUUAUACUAUCACGCCUUCCAAAAAUCGAAGGGAUCGAGAUUCCUAUGUCGAUGCUCACCAUGCAUUACCCUGCACCCAAGAAACUCCAGGCUGUGCGACACAGCAUUCGAUCAUUGGCUCUCACAGAAACUGCACAAUCCGGACCGCGUCUAGAACACGUUUCUAAGGAACUUGGUUUGUUCUACAAGUUCCGCCUCGGAAUCAAGGAACUUUGUUACGAGAAUAGCUGCUUCGGCAUCGAGGAGGCACUAUUUUCUUUUACCAUGAUCACCCGCCUCGUGCUUCAUUGCUGCAAGUUUCAGCAGACCGAAGUCCUCGAACCCGUGUUUAAAAAGCUCAAGCACUUGGAAACACUCGUCUACACUUCCGACGGGAAACGCGCGGCGCCGGAGACUGUCGUUGGGUAUCUUAUUCGGCAUCGAUCAGCGACACUGAGGACUCUUGUCAUCGAGUGUCCACUCACCAGUUACGAACAUUUAGAACCGGUCAAAUCGUUCGAAGGUCUCUCGGUACUUUCAGACUUAUGGAUUCGCGGUUCAAAUGUCGUCUGUUCCGACGCCAGAAAGAAAGGACAGGCGGGCGUGAGAUCCCUGCCGAGGACCCUUCGUCGGCUUCACAUCAAGGGUAUCACAGCCGCUCUUAUGCGGGACGCAGAGUGGUUGAGGAAUGAGAUCGGAGCUCGGCUUUUUCCAGUUAUGAUGGAAGUGGCUAUGGAAUAUGACGAGCCGGUUCCUGGAAGCGAGAAGGCGGGGAGGCCUGGGCUUUUGUACAAGACCAAAGCUGACCCCUAUCCGUGGAUGUGGGACACGUCCACUGGCCUGAAAGAAGUACUACUGCCACAUAACGAAUCUUUCAUUUCGGGCUGA